Messenger RNA from Prorocentrum cordatum, 766 nucleotides. NCBI's taxonomy places the organism in Eukaryota, Dinophyceae, Prorocentrales, Prorocentraceae. The record is from the annotation of a GenBank genome assembly.
AGCCGCCGCAGCCGCUCGCCGCUGGAAGCCCUGGCGCGCGGCCAGCGAUGCCGAAGUGAGGUCGCAACCAGCUGCUCGCCCAGCAGGCCGCCCGCCUGCUGGCCAUGGGGCAGACACUGGGUGCUCCAGUCACAAUCAAGGAUUGCGGCGACGGCUACGACGAGAAGAAGAGCAUCGCCUGGGGGUUCAGCUGCAUGCAGGGCUGGCGCCCGACGAUGGAGGCCACGCCAGCGCCAAUGCCAGAUCGAUUCGCACUCUGCCACAGCAAGGGGGAUGCAAGGCAGGUGCACUUACCCCACACCUCAUCCCCUGGACGUGCAAAGAGGGGCUGCAGCGGAUGCUAUGCCGCAGUGGGAGGCUGGGGUAGGUGUACCUUCUUUUGCUCCCCAGCGAAGCGAGGGUCGAUUAGAUAUUGGCGCCGGCGCUCUGGCAUGGUGCAGGACGCGCACUUUGCCCUCGGCAGCCUCGAGGGCGAGUGGACCGACACUGCCGCCUUUGGGGUGAUGGACGGGCACGGGGGCACGCAGGUGGCCCUCUUCUGCCAGCGCCACCUCCCCGCCGAGAUCUCCAGGGGCGCGAGCCGGGACCCGCACAGCGCCCUCAUCGCCGCCUUCCACAAGAUGGACGACAUGCUGUGGGAGACGGGCGAGACGGAUCUGCAGGCGUUCACGGACGCCUCCGCGAGUCGGCCCGGCGGCCGGGGCGGUCGCAGCGCGGACCCGAAGUGGAUGGGGUGCACGGCGGUCGUCUGUCUGGUCCGCCCCAG